AUGCGCUGGAAGCAUGACAAUGCGCCAGAGGGCGGUACUGAGAUGCACUGUCCCGGGUGGGAGCAAGUGCAGGAUACUCUACUAUCGUGGGCAACGAAAUCCUGGACCACUGCGACUGGUGCAAUUAAACACUGGGAAGGGCCGCGCGAUGUAUACUUUGCGGAAGACCUCACGAUGAGCCUGUCGGCGAGGAAGAUCCAAUAUCUCCAGAAGACAUAUGCUACUACGGCCAUUGCCUGCGUGUACAGCAUCGCCGAGUCAAGUGAGGAGGCUCUGCGCAGUUUAUAUCAAAUAUGCCUCGCAACUCGCAAUCGUCUUGAUGAAACGGACUUGCCACCAACCAUAGAGAGGAUCAUGUCUGACAUGUCCCUCCUGCCAGUCGUCAAAACGACACUAAGUGUCGAUCCUAAGAUGCCCGCCUUCAUGCGCCACGACUUGCUCAAAGUGUCGAACCCUCUCACUUCCGCGGCACCUGAUGGUAUUGAACUGGUUACGGCGCUUACAAUUAGUGCAUACCUCUGCACCUCCUUGGGUGUACCUUGGUCGGUGCGGAGAGCAGGAGACCUAUUCUUCAUCGGCGACGAGAGAGAACAAAAGGGUGAGCUCGGAAAGCUACUGCGGGCGAUCGCCAAUCAAGAGCCGCGGGGUGAUGAUGGGUACUGGAAACGAUCAAGAGAUGCGAUUCUCUGGCUUUCUGACUGGGGUCAUCGUAACAGCAGCAGAGGGUUGCUAUCACACAGAUGCGGGCCCUUGAGCAUGGUCUCUAAAGAACAUAUUGAGGCUGAGUUUUUGAAGACUCUGCUAUCCAAGUCAAGAUAUUCAUUAUCACGGCAGAUCUAUGAAAACCUCACAGAGCCAUUGGCUCAAGUGAAGCUCCAGGAUGCCGUCUACCAAUCUGCUUUGAACGCUUUCGACAAUGCGUCAAAUCUUAAUAGAACUCGCGGUGGACUCAAGAAAUGUGACGAGAUAAUUCACUCACUCCCAACAGUACUGGAAAGGUCCUCACAACCGGUCAAGCGAGUGGAGGCGCUCCUUAAAGCUAGCCAUGCACUCAGCGACUACCGCCUUGUUCUCAAGCAAGGCGAGCCGUUCUGCCCAGUUGUUCUCCGGGUACAUUCCGACCCAAUCAUGAUCAUCGAGAAGGUACUUAGCCAGAACCCUAAAGCGUACACUCGUAUACAAGAGUUUCUGGAAAUGGGAACCAACAUCGUGCAUGCUAGCCUGACUUCGCGUGGCUUGGCAAUGGGGGUAGUUGCAGUAUCGUCGGAGAUUGAGCAGCGGCUGUUCGUUGCGGAGAAACGAAUAGUGGCAAUGUGUAUCGAGGCGGCACUGAACGAGGAUGAUUUUGAAACUGCGUACUCGUACGUUGUUAGUCGACUCUCGAGGGGUAAGGCGGCAGCAUCCACCGACGCUGUCGCCAUAUCUGAUACUUGGUCCUGGGCGGCAGCCCUGAAAGCUGGACAGUAUAUCAGGACAGAACGAUCACAGCAGCCAACACAUCUAGGGACAGCGAGUGGCAAUCCCGAAAUCCGACAUCUUGAGCAAAGGAUUGAGUGUUUAGCCACAGCCAUUUGCGCUGCCCCACCAGCAGAACUCCAUCAAAUAUUGAAGAGCUUUAGGCGAUGCGAGGAGCAGCUCGACUCCGCAAUCAGGGAAGAGGCCGCGAACGAGACGCUCUGGGAUACCGCGGGAGAGCUUGGCGCACUGCCAGGCAACUUUGAUGUUCCAGAGCAGCGACCGACGCAGCCACCUCGAAAUGCGACGGCCAGCACUGUGGCAAGGCAGGUAGAGGAGGCGCCGAUGUCACUUUUUGACCUAUCUCGAGCUACUGCGAGAAUCGCGCAACGGAACAUCACUACCAUGUCCAGUCUUCAGGGUAUACCAGCAACGGCUAGCAGUGCAACGGCAUCGCAGGAGCAGCUUGAAAUUCGUACAAGGAAAAGAGACCAACUGCGAGAAGCUGCCACUGGAACACUUGUCUCUGGUGUCGGCUGGCUUAUCGGCGCGAAUGUUAGUGGAGGUAGCGAAUGA
Cordyceps fumosorosea ARSEF 2679 is the source of this 2031-nucleotide messenger RNA. Its product is annotated as Secretory pathway Sec39. NCBI's taxonomy places the organism in Eukaryota, Fungi, Ascomycota, Sordariomycetes, Hypocreales, Cordycipitaceae. The transcript has 3 exons. The record is from RefSeq and is a predicted model, not a curated record. Gene Ontology annotation, biological process: retrograde vesicle-mediated transport, Golgi to endoplasmic reticulum. Bases 1 to 2031 code for a protein of 676 amino acids.